AUGACGCUUACAGGUUUGCCCAUCGAGCUCUUGCAUCACGUGGCGUGGUACUGUGCGCCGCACGAUGUUCUUGCGUUGACCGAGACCUGUCGACUGCUUCGGGACACCUACGACGAUAUUUUGUUCCGGCAGAUGUUCGAAUACAAUUUACCCCGAAUCUCAUCACGAUCAAUUGCGAGCGAGAAAGCUUUGGUGACCUUCAUCACCGAUCAAUUGAGUAGGAUUGCUCAGCGGCCUCUGCAGGACCAGGCUCAUUAUCAUAGAGCAUGGUGGAAGCAUCUUGCCGUGGCCGUGUACCACUUGAGCUUCCUCAGGGACGGAAUACGCAAACAAGCCAGCCAGGUUUCAACAGUGACCUCGGCGAUGAGUGCAGAUGGCCUUACCGGGAUCGCCGAACUUUCAGAGAAAAUUGAAUCUCUGAAAAGAACUAUUGGACUUCUGGCUACGUCAGUGGUCUGGGGAUGUCUAUCGCUUUGCGAUGAGGAGGUCAUGCGUGGCUUUGAUGAGCUCUGCGCCUGUACAUACUCUAACAAACCGGAGGUUGAAACGGCCGAGCAGCUAUUGAGCUCUUCACUUGGUUUGGAAACCGCAUUCUGCUCAGCCAUUUGUGCCAUACAAAAUUCUAGGGCAUAUCUGCCCCAGCCCGAUCCCGAGGGCGAUCUCGAUCAACAUGUUGAUCUAAGUGGACUUGAUGAUUAUCGUGAACAAGAAGGGGUUCGCAUUGAUUACGCUGGUAAUGCUAUGAGGCGCUACUUGGAUACGUCAUGGGACGACUAUACCUACGGGAAUAUUCUUCCGAGCAUGGCACUGCUCUUGUGCGCUGUGGCUGCACGCGUCUGUCGGCGAGGGGAUCCAAAGGAAGAGGAUGCACCGCCGCUCCCGAAGAAUAUCGCAUUCUUUUCCCAGGCGAGGAGACAGCCAUCGCCCGACGAUACGGCUCCUAUUGUGGUAACUAGCGGCCUAGUGGAGAGUAUCCCCUUGCCCACAGUCACCAGGGUAUUAAGGGACAAGGAAGGCCCUUCUUACUCGCUACCAGCAACCUGUUUGUGGGAGCUGUGGUACAAGGCACGAACUAGAGCUCUCAUCGACGAUAUUGAGUCAAGCGUAUGGGAAGGGACGUAUACAUACGGGCUAAGUGGCCGUCUUCGUAAUGGCCGGUAUCGUAAUGACCCGCUGAUGAGACACAUUCGGUUCCAUAAAUCGUGUGAACAAGACCAUCGAAUCAAAAUAAUGGCAUUGGCAUGCAAAGAUGGGGUUGGAGAAUUUGCGUUGGAAGGGUCCGUGGAUCUGGAGACCUUUGGGAUCAUGAUCCAGAAGAGAUAUACUGGCCGCCAUGGCUUCCAAUGGAGAGGCGCAGUAACCCCACUGGGAAUCUCAGGGUGUUAUUUAUCAAACUGGAACGAGGAUGUUCCGUUGGGAGCAUUUUGGCUGUGGAGACGUGAUUGGAAAACUGGCAUUUGA
Molecule: messenger RNA, 1461 nt
Organism: Clonostachys byssicola
Lineage: Eukaryota; Fungi; Ascomycota; Sordariomycetes; Hypocreales; Bionectriaceae
Source: the annotation of a GenBank genome assembly